Messenger RNA from Periophthalmus magnuspinnatus, 4424 nucleotides. RefSeq names its product protein O-mannosyl-transferase TMTC2-like. Gene Ontology annotation, biological process: protein O-linked glycosylation via mannose. Bases 320 to 2863 code for a protein of 847 amino acids. Gene Ontology annotation, molecular function: protein binding; mannosyltransferase activity. Lineage: Eukaryota; Metazoa; Chordata; Actinopteri; Gobiiformes; Gobiidae. The transcript is spliced from 12 exons. The record is from RefSeq and is a predicted model, not a curated record. Gene Ontology annotation, cellular component: endoplasmic reticulum membrane.
GUCCUUGAAAACCACAUGCGCCUCUCCGCUCUGCUCUGAGCGGUGCCAAAGCUCGGAGAUGCUCGGACAGAGAAGACAGCCAAGAUGCCCGCUGUUUUGACUGUCACACGCUGAUAGCUUUGCCACUCUGCGCCUGGGACACCCCGGAAACGACCAUGGGUUAGAGGAAAGAUGGCAAACUUUGACACACUUUGUCUGUAUCGGGAAAUGUGCGCUCUCCCGCGGAAAGCCGUGCUGCCGAGCGGGUGACACAGACUUUACCGACACCUUUUCGCCUGAUUAAUCCCGGUUUGUGACACGUUGAUCGGACUCUGGAGAGAUGUUCACGGAGCUGGCGUGUACCGCUGUGGCUGUGGGUCUCUACGUAAACACGCUGGAUGCGGAUUUCUGCUACGAUGACAGUCGUGCCAUCAAGACCAACCAGGACCUCCUGCCUGAAACUCCAUGGACCAACAUUCUUUACGACGACUUCUGGGGCACCCUGCUCACCCACAGCGGUAGUCACAAGUCCUUCCGACCGCUCUGCACCCUGUCAUUCCGCCUUAACCACGCCCUCCAUGGCCUGCGUCCAUCGGGCUACCACCUGCUCAAUGUCCUGCUGCACGCUCUGGUGACUGGCCUCUUCACGGUCAUCAGUCGCACUCUUCUUGGUUCCUGGUGUCUUUUGGCUGGACUCCUGUUCGCCUCUCACCCCAUUCACACUGAAGCAGUAGCAGGUGUGGUGGGGAGGGCAGACGUGGGUGCUGCCUUGUUUUUCUUGCUGUCUCUCCUCUGUUACAUGAAGCACUGCAGACUCCGUGAGGGACCACACAGGGGCCAUGGCAGGAGUUCGGUGACCCACUGUUGGGGCUGGCUCCUGGGGAGUCUCUGGUGUGCGGCGGGCAGUAUGUUAUGGAAAGAGCAGGGUGUUACGGUGCUGGCUGUGUCCGCCAUCUAUGACCUGUUUGUAUUCCAACGGCUGCGCUGUCGACAAGUACUUCAAUGCCUGCUUGGAAAGAAGAGAAAUACUGCUGAAUUACUGAGUUUUGGUGCUUUGGUGUUGUGGGGAAUACUGUUGCUGUCGGCGCGCCUUUACUGGAUGGGAAACAAACCUCCAAACUUCUCCAACUCUGACAACCCUGCAGCAGACUCGCCGCACCUCCUCACUCGGACCCUCACUUUCUUCUACCUACCUGCAGCAAAUGCCUGGCUCCUGCUCUGCCCGGGAAAGCUCAGUUUUGAUUGGUCGAUGGAUGCUGUGCCCUUGAUCAAGUCCUUAGCUGAUUGGAGGAACCUUCACACUGGUGCCUUCUAUAGCGGAUUGUUUGUUCUUGCUUUGUUUGGGCUCCGUGGGCCAAAAUACAACAUUAAAGAGAGCAAUGGAAAAGCGCACGUCGUGAAUGGGAAGUCAAAUGGUUAUCAUGCUCCCGACACAAACCAUAACAUUAACUCAGCAGAGGGGCCUCCAAAUGUAAUCAUGAAUGGAUCAACUGGGCUACACCAUUGCCCAAGAAGGACAUCUCUGCCCAGCACUGAGACUAUUGUUAUCUUUUCAAUAGCCAUAAUUUCUUUAUCAUUCCUUCCAGCCACCAACCUCUUCUUCUAUGUGGGAUUUGUCAUAGCAGAGAGGGUACUAUACAUUCCCAGUAUAGGAUUUUGCUUACUCGUUGCAGCAGGAGCAAGAACCUUAUACAUCAAAUUGAGGACUAAAGGCAGCAAGGUCUUGAUUAUUUGCCUGUGCUCAACACUAGUGCUACUGAAUGGACUGAGAACUGUGCAGAGAAACAGGGACUGGAGCAGUGAGGAGAGUCUCUACAGGUCUGGGAUCAGUGUUAAUCCUGCAAAAGCCUGGGGAAACUUGGGAAAUGUACUGAAGAACCAGGGCAAGAUUGUGGAGGCGGAGAGAGCAUAUAGAAAUGCUCUACACUACAGAGGCAACAUGGCGGACAUGCUGUACAACCUGGGUUUGCUACUGCAGGAAAAUGAGCGUUUCAAUGAAGCACUACAUUAUUACAAACUGGCCAUAGCAAGUCGACCUACACUAGCAUCUGCCUACCUGAACACAGGAAUCAUUCUGAUGAACCAGGGAAACCAGGAGGAAGCCAAACUCACCUUUCUUACUUGUGCCGAAAUCCCUGAUGAAAACUUGAAGGACCCUCAUGCUCACAAGAGCUCUGUCACCAGCUGCCUGUAUAACCUGGGCAAACUACUGCACGAACAGGGACAGCAAGAGGAGGCUCUCUCUGUUUACAAAGAGGCAGUGCAGAAAAUGCCCAGACAGUUUGCACCACACAGCCUUUUCAAUAUGAUGGGAGAAGCAUACAUGAGGCUGAACAGACUCGAGGAAGCAGGUCACUGGUACAGAGAGUCCCUCCGAGCCAAACCAGACCAUAUCCCAGCCCACCUCACUUAUGGAAAACUCCUAUCCAUCACAGGACAGAAGGCAGAAGCAGAGAAGUACUACCUGAGAGCUAUUCAACUUGAUCCAACUAAAGGAAACUGCUAUAUGCACUAUGGUCAGUUCUUGUUGGAGCAGUCUCGUCUCACCGAAGCAGCAGAGAUGGCAGAAAGAGCUGCACAACUGGACAACUCAGAGUUUGAUGUGGUCUUCAGCGCUGCCCACAUGCUCAGGCAGGCCAACCUGAAUGAAGCAGCAGAGCGGCAGUAUGAGCACGCCGCUGGCCUCAGACCAGAUUAUCCAGCUGCUCUGAUGAACCUCGGUGCCAUGCUUCACCUGAACGGGAAGCUCGCUGAAGCUGAGGCCAACUACCUGCGUGCCCUCCAACUCAAACCAGAUGAUGUAAUCACUCAGUCAAACCUGCGCAAGCUCUGGAACAUCAUGGACAAACAGGGACUGAGGACCAGGCAGACUAACGGCAUUUGAGGGGGACAAUGUCUGUAAAAAAAAGCCUCACUAGUACGAAAUAAGCUGAGGCCAGUGAAGCGGAGUGAAUGACACACUGUCUUUCACAGGUCAUAGACAUUUGCAUUUAUCCUAACGCACAGUAAAAAGUUUGCCAAUGAGCUUCACCUUUCUCAUCUCACCAACACUGUAUAAGGUGUUAUAAAGUUAGAAAUGAGGGUAGGUGCUAUAUGUUUUACCGGGUUGUAUACCAAUGUACUUGGCCUUCUCAGUUGUGCCAAAACUUGUACAGAGUCUCCAUACCUCUGAUGUCAAGCAAGACAUUUUUACCUAUGUCUCGUGUAUCAAAGAUGUUCAGUUUUUUGUGAUAAAUUAAUUUAUUUUGUUGAUAUCUAUUGUUUUAUGUGACAAACCGACACUGCAUUUUGUCUUACACCUGACCAGUUUUGAGAGAAUUAAUUUCUCUCCACAUUGUCACAACUUCGUUACCACUGUCUUAUUUUCUUUUUUCUUUUUUGUAAAGUUGUAUUAAGUUAUAGAUAAUUGUAGCUGGGAAAUAUGGUGUUUUUGUACAGGAAACUGGACCUUUUUAAAUAAAUCUCAAAUUUUCCUAAUUUCCCUCAAAAGUGCUUGAAACUUACUGUGAUGGAAAUUCAAAACAGCUUGGAACAAUUAUCCAUCGUUUAGAUCAAUACUUGGAGUUGACCGCCAAACCAAACUUAGGGCUUCAUUUAAUGUGCAAACAGUGGCCUCUAGUGACGAUUGUACUCAUGUACAAUAUCAGUGAUAAUCCUAAUGUUUUACAACAUUUUUCAGGAAACAGAAUAUAUUACAUUAUAACUGCUCUGGGAUCUUCAUUGUCUUCCUGUUUUUAUGUCAGUUUGUAACAUGGUUAUGGACAAAGGUGAGAUAAGUGUCCUUAUAGAAAGACAUUAAGUCAUGUAUUGCACUGAGGUACUUUGUGUACCUGUAAACACAUCCUUGAAUGAUGUGAGUCAAAUGAAAAAAGUAUUUCAAAUUCUAAAACUUGAAUUUGGUAGAUAAUAGUUUCAAUGUCUUGGCUAAGGAGGGACUUGCCAGGGUCGUCCUUUGAGACAGAUAGAAUGAUUAUUUAAUAGUCUUCAAAAUCUGUGAAUGAACAAAGUAUUGACUGAAUUGUAAAUUUUACUUCAAAUCUGUGCCACAGUCCACAGUCUGUCUGAGGUUUCCAUGUGUUCCAAUGUGUUCCACUUGUUAGCUAUAUAUAGGCCUAAAUGUUUAAUAUAGUGUAUAUGUAAUACCUGCACUCUGUGUUUGGGUAAUUUGUUCAACAUUUUUUCUUAUUCAAACCAUCUGAGACCACACCUUUGGGAGGCUGAGCUUAACCAAGACUGGAAAAAAUUGUUUAUAUCUAAAUGUUGGUAAACAAAUAAGUUUGUUGGCAAAUGAGACUCACUGAUAUGUGAUAUCAUAGUCCAUUUUAAAGUAAUUUUUACACUUAUGUCCACUUUAUUAUACCAUGAUAAAAUAAUGUUAGCUUUAUAAGAGAAGCAAUAACUGUUCAUUGAAAGUCAUUUUAUCUGUCAAUAAAAUCAAUAAUCUU